Molecule: messenger RNA, 463 nt
Organism: Periconia digitata
Lineage: Eukaryota; Fungi; Ascomycota; Dothideomycetes; Pleosporales; Periconiaceae
Source: the annotation of a GenBank genome assembly
AACUUGUGGCUAAUCGGCCUGAAAUUCCGCAGUGAAUCAUCAUGAGAUUUGAUUGGGCCCUCACAGUAUUUCGAAAACGCCUUGUCCUACCGUAACCCUCUAGAGUCGACUCUGACGUAUGUAUCGGUAUGCAUAGUUGUGAAACCCUGAAUAAAAUCAUAGGGUGACCUGCGACUUUUUCUUUCUAGUCGACUAUGUGUAAGCCCGCUUUCAGGUGGAAGAAACGACAGUCUACAAAGGAUUGUUUUUGGUUACUUCAAUCUUCUGGAUGCCCAUAUGCUACUAUUCAUAGCGAUCUGUACAUAGCCAGCGAGGCAGAGCAAGGUAUGGCCGCAUGGGGAAGCUGUUUUGACACUGGCAAAGAUGAGCUGCUGCAGGGCGAGUACACUAUACGGAAUUUCUGUGAAGUUGAGGCACAGUUAUGCGAGCCCGGUGCGGUGUAGAGAUGCAGGAUCUCUACUAA